This is a messenger RNA of Sorghum bicolor (sorghum), 2316 nucleotides long. RefSeq lists its product as uncharacterized. The record is from RefSeq and is a predicted model, not a curated record. The coding region runs from base 216 to 2015 and encodes 599 amino acids. Lineage: Eukaryota; Viridiplantae; Streptophyta; Magnoliopsida; Poales; Poaceae. The transcript is spliced from 4 exons.
UGGGAGUCCCACUGUAUCCGCCAGUGCUCACCCUGCGUUCUCCCCAUGACCCCAUCUGUUCUUCCCCUUCUAAUCCCUUCUUUUUUCUCUGUAAAAUCACUAAUCAGGUUCAUUUGAUUGGUCCACUCCGUCCUCCGCAUCUAAGACAUCGGGGCCAUCUCUGCACAGUCUUGAUUAGGGCCGUCUGCCCUUACUGCGAGCAGCUAAAGCGAAAUAUGUCGGACCAAGAGCCACCAACAGAGGGCUCAGUUCAGGCAAAGUUUGCCAAGCUUAUCGCCAAGUUCCUGCAAGAGAAUGGUUUUCCUCCCAGCAUCAUCGACAGUAGAAGCUUUAAAGUUCUGAUGGAUACCAUUGCACAGUGUGGACCAGACUGCGAAUUCCCUAGCCAAGAGGAGUUGAAUGGGCCUCUCACUGAUGAGGUGAUGAACUGGGUGUCUGAAAGGAGGAAGAAGCAUGAGAGGGCCUGGGAGUGGCAUGGUUGCACGCUCAUGGUGGAUUCUUGGACCCAUCCUGGGAGGCGUCUUCACUUGCUCACUUUCAUGGUCGGUAGUGUGGAGGGGGUUUUCUUCUUGGGCUCUGCUGAUGCUUCAUAUGCAACAGAUCAUGCAGAUUUAUUGGCAGAAUUGAUAGAGGAAAGGAUUGACGAGGUUGGCAGGGACAAAGUUCUUCAGGUUGUUACUGGUAACAGCCAUAACCUUAAAGCUGCAUGCAAGAUUCUAAUGGAUAGGAUUCCUACACUGUUUUGGACUCCCUGUGCUUUCCAGUGCUUGGACCUUAUGUUGAAGGACAUUGGGAGGCUGCAAGAGUUCAAGAAGCAUAUUCAACAGGCCAAGCGUGUCACCACAUUUAUUUACAGGCAUGGAAAAUUUCUCAAUGCAUUGUGUAAGAAGAUGGAUGGGAAGGAUCCAGUGGCACCUGCAACCACUCGACACUCCACGACAUUCCUCACUUUGGAGAGGAUGUACAAGCAUAGAGAUGUAAUUAAAUGUCUAUUCACUAAUGAGGAUUGGAGUAUGUCAAAAGUGUCAAGAACAGAAACAGGAAAAAGUGUGCGUGAAAUUGUGUUGAAUACCACGUUUUGGAAUGGAGUAGAAGAUUGCACAAAAGCUUCAGAACCACUUCUUGUUCUGUUGAGGAUGGUCUAUGAUGCUGAUAAGCCAUCAAUGCCAGAGGUGUUUGCAGGUCUAGAUCUUGCCAAGAAAAAAAUCAGAGAUUCUUUUGCAAGCAAUCAAGGAAUACUGAAGAAACUGAUGGACAUUGUUGAGCAGCAUUGGGCAGAUCAAAUGAAGCAAAAACUAUAUGGGGCUGCUUUGUUUCUGAAUCCAAACAAGUUUUUCGACGUCAAAGAAAAGGACCUUGCUUAUGCUUCUAGUCUACGGGAAAUGUUUAAUGAUGUGAUUGAGAAAAUGAUUGCUGAUGAUGAUGAUUUGAUCGCCAAGGUAAGGGACCAAGCUGAUCAAUACGAGAGGGCUGAAAAUAGCUUUGGGAAGAAAUUACUAACCCUGCAAGACAAGAAAAAGAAUCCAAAUGAUUGGUGGAGUGCCUAUGGUGGGUCUGCUGGAGAGCUUCAAAAGUUUGCAUGUCGCAUUGUUAAUCUUUAUUGUUCAGCAUCUGGCUAUGACCACAAUUGGACUAUGUUUGACUGUAUCCACACUAUAACUAUGAAACAGUCAGACCGCAAGAAAUUGCAGAAUAGGGCUUAUGCCCGGCAUAACCUGAUGAUAUCUGAUAGGUCUGAAAGACAGCAGUUAGAAGGAAGCAACUUUGAACCUUUGAUCCUUGAAUGCUAUGAGUUUGACCAUGAAUGGGUCGGCAUGCAAACUGCACAACUCUAUAGUAGGGAGAAUCUUAUAUGGGAAGUUGUUGAAGAAGUCACCGGUGGAUCAUACACCCUUGAGGACCGCAAGUUGCGUAGGCCUUAUGACCCCCAGAAUGCACUUGUUCUCACUCAUGAGGAUGUUGGACCAAGUGGCAACAAGGGCCCCGUGGGUGAUCCUUCUGACUCCGACGAUUGAUUUCUAGUAUUGGUAGAGUCUCAUGUUAGUUUGGUAUUCAAGAAUUCAACUACCUUUGAGAACUCUGGAGCCAUGGUAGUAGUAUGGUACUUUUGCUGGGUAUUAGCUUUAGCUGGUUGUGUACUUGUGCUGCUCUUGAGAACCUGGGUUAAUUGCUAUAUUACUAUGGUACUCCUAUGCAGCACCUUGGUUAAUUGCAAUACUAUAAUGGCAGUACUAUAUGUUGUGUAAUUUUCAUUCUGAUGUGCGAAAUGGUAUGAUUGAUCUGCAGCGUAGGUGCUUGCUAGACUGAUUUUCACGA